AUGAUAUCACUUAUUCACUUCAAUUUGAAUUUCUUACUGAUUUGUCUAUUGCUGCUCCUAACACCCUGUUUGGGUUUCAAAAAAUUCCUUGGUGGUGGCUACGGUGGUGGUCCGAUUAUAAAUACUGUACCCGUUGGUUAUCCUGUACCAAUUCCAAUACAUGAACAUCAUACAGUUCCUUUGCCAGUACCUGUUGUAGUACAACAGCCUGUACCUGUCUACUCUGGUUGGCCGAGUUAUGGUGGUUGGGAAGGUUAUGGCGGAGGAUUUGAAAAAUAUUCUUCAAUCAGUGCUGGCUUUAGUGGCGGUUAUGGAGGUGGAUUUGGUCACGGUUUAGAAGGUGGAUUUGGACAUGGUUUAGGCGGUGGAUUUGGGGGAUUCGGUGGUAAACAUGGAUUUGGAGGUGGAUUUUUCAAACGCUAA
Messenger RNA from Teleopsis dalmanni, 423 nucleotides. Its product is annotated as glycine-rich protein. The transcript is spliced from 2 exons. The record is from RefSeq and is a predicted model, not a curated record. Bases 1 to 423 code for a protein of 140 amino acids. NCBI's taxonomy places the organism in Eukaryota, Metazoa, Arthropoda, Insecta, Diptera, Diopsidae.